Molecule: messenger RNA, 4316 nt
Organism: Ahaetulla prasina
Lineage: Eukaryota; Metazoa; Chordata; Lepidosauria; Squamata; Colubridae
Gene: SLC35B4
Product: solute carrier family 35 member B4
Exons: 10
Coding region: 183-1187 (334 amino acids)
Biological process (GO): transmembrane transport
Cellular component (GO): endoplasmic reticulum membrane; Golgi membrane
Molecular function (GO): UDP-N-acetylglucosamine transmembrane transporter activity; UDP-xylose transmembrane transporter activity
Source: RefSeq, a predicted model, not a curated record
GGCUUCCUGGGAGACGUAGUCGGGGCCGCGCCGGAGCGCCGUCAGGUUGGCCGUCAGGGAGGCGGCUGAAGAACUACAGCGGCGGAGGGAGGGCGAAGCGGGCCCGGAGCAGGAAGCGUGGGCGCCGCUCAGGGUGCCGGUUUCGAGUCUGCAGGCGCCCCGGGGCUUUUUCCCUGGCCAGGAUGCACCCGUCGUUGGCCGUGGGGCUGGUCUUCGCGGGAUGCUGCAGCAACGUGGUUUUCCUGGAGCUGCUGAUCCGGGAAUUUCCAGGAAGCGGGAAUUUGAUUACGUUUUUUCAGUUCUUCUUCAUAGCUUUGGAGGGUUUCAUCUUUGAAGCAAACUUCGGAAGGAAACCGCCCACAAUCCCUAUCAGGUUCUACCUCAUUAUGGUGGGCAUGUUUUUCACAGUGAGUGUGGUGAACAACUAUGCUCUCAACCUGAACAUUGCGAUGCCCCUGCACAUGAUAUUUAGAUCGGGCUCUUUGAUAGCCAGCAUGGCGCUAGGGAUCAUCAUUCUGAAGAAGAGGUAUACUAUCUCCAAAUACAUCUCUAUAGCUUUGGUCUCUCUGGGCAUUUUCACCUGUACUCUCAUGUCAGCCAAAGAACUGAGCUCUGUGCCGGGUGCGAGUGAAGACGAGGAGAGCAUCUCUGCCUUCCUCUGGUGGCUCCUAGGAAUCGCGGCUUUGACCUUUGCCCUCCUCAUGUCAGCCCUGAUGGGGAUCUUCCAAGAAACCAUCUAUAAGAAGUUUGGAAAACACUCCAAGGAAGCUCUCUUCUACAAUCAUGCCCUUCCACUUCCGGGAUUUCUCUUCCUGGCUCCGGAUAUUUACAGGCAUGGACUUCUCUUCAAUCAAACCAGACUCAUCCAAAUGCCGUUGAUUGGGCUCAGCUUACCCACCAUGUGGUUGUAUCUCAUGAUGAAUGUCAUAACUCAAUACAUCUGCAUCCGGGGGGUCUUCAUCUUGACCACCGAGUGCACCUCCUUGACGGUCACGCUGGUCGUGACGCUGCGGAAGUUCGUCAGCCUGAUCUUUUCCAUCCUCUACUUCCAGAACUCCUUCACCGUCUGGCAUUGGCUGGGCACCUUCUUGGUCUUUGUGGGGAUGUUGUUGUAUACGGAAGUGUGGAAAAAUCUGGGAUUCGUCCGACCCUGUGGGGCCAAGAAGGUGGAGAAGAAGCAGGAAUGAUGAUGGGGAGCCUUCCGUUGGACUGAGGCCUUUAUUCUUGCUCGAGCGUUUCGCACCGUUAGGACGGAAAAGGAGUCCGAUUCUUCGCUGGCAGGAAUUGACGUGUUGAUUUUUGUAACGCAACCAUCGUAACUCUUGGCUGGGCCAAGCUGGCGCCACCUCCCUUAUAGAAGGGAUAAUGGUUUUUUGCAUCUUUCGGUUGUCGAGGUGACAAUGAUAAGGCGGUUUCUUUGACUGAAGAGGAUUGGAGGACCUCCUGCAACUCCAUUAAUUGGGCAAUUUUGCCCCCAAAGUUUGCAAAAAAAACCAACCCAAAUAUUCAGCAUCGGUUUCUUUCGGUUCAUGGAUAUCAACUGAUUGGGCUCAAACUCAGACUUUAAAACAAAUACGUGGUGGUGCGGCGGCCUAGAGUUGGAGCUCUCGCCUCACAAUCGGGAGCCUGUGAGUUCGAUCCUAGGUAGAGGCAGAUAUUUCUCUCUCUCUGUGCACGGUGAGAAUAUAUCUGCUGAACAAAACUCCGUAUUGGCAACAGGAAGGGCAACCGGUCAUUAAACACUUUGCUAGCUCCAUUCAGUUUCCCGGACUCCACCCCGCAAGGGAUUAUGGGAUCAUUAAAACAACAACAAGAAGAUGAUGAUAUGUGGAAGUUGCUCUAUGAUAGUCUGGUUUACAGUGUAGAAAUGGCCCGUUCUCCCAUUUCUUGAGUGAUCCAGUCAUGGUUGAAGAACAUCUGCAGAAGCUUGAGGUCUGCUGGGGACAGAAGAGCCAUGCCAGUGAGAACUGGGUGUCCUUGGCCAGGUGUGGGUUAAGGUGCUUUGGGGUUGGAGGGGAGCGUUGAUCACCCAUUUGUCAUCUUGGCCCAACCAGUAUCAUCCAAAGUUGGUCCCUCAGAAAUCAGAUGGACUAAGCAGUAGCUCGCUCUCUGUCUGUUAAUUGGUGAAUAGAAGGUAGGCUAGAUAGUUCUCCAGAUCUUUCUCCCCGAUACACACGAAGAAACCAAAUCUCACGACCUUCAUCUAAAAUAGAGAUGUCCAAUCUUGGUCCCUUUAAGACCUGUGGACUUCCAACGUCCAGAAUUCCAUAGCCAGCAGGGUUGGUUGUGGCAUUCUGGGAAGUCUACAGGUCUUAAAAGUGGCCAAGGUUGGACAUCCCCUGGUCUAGAUACCUAAGUGUCCCUAGAUAGAAACGGGCCUAUUGGCGAAGGACAAGGAAGACUAUCCAACUUUCUUGAAAGGCAAAAUCUUGGCCAAACGGGAUGACUAUCCCUCCGGUUCCUUUGGGACAAUCCAGAGCAGUCUUCCUCGACCUCAACAACUUCAAGAAGACAUGUAGACUUCAACAUGUCACAAGAAAGUCUGGGAGUCCACGCAACUUCUGAAAAGUUGUUGAGGUUGAGAGGCGCAGAUGAGAUUGAGAUUGUUCCAGAAUUUCUUCAGAUGUUCUCCUGUUCUUUGGUGAGAGUCUGAAUGGAGAUGGCUGGCCAGGAACGACGGAAUAAGCCAGACCACUAUGAACCAACUGGGAAACUGGUUUCUGAAUUGAUCUAAAAUGGGAGCUCUGCAAAGGUUCCUGGUCUAUCUAGGGAGCCUUCUUGUCUGCCACAAGGUCGUCUCCAAACCAGGUCUCCAUCGGAACAUACAUAUCCACCUGUACCUGCUCCCCUUCCUGACCAUGAGUUUUAAGAAAGCUCAUUUUUUUACUGUGCGAUCGCCUCCUUUAAACGUCCGUAGAUUUUGAGGGUUUAUUUUUUUAUUUUUGCGAUGUUUGUGCAUAUUUAUAAUCUGCGUUGACAAGCAAGUAGAGUUGUUUUCCUCGGUGCUAUGAAUCCGUGUUCCUCAACAACUUUUUAAGAUGCGUGGACUUCCAACUCCCAGAAUCCCCCAGUAUGGCGAAUUCUGGGAGUUGAAGUCCAUGCUUCUUAAACUUGCUAGGUUGAGGAACACAAAUAAUGGAGAAGUAUUUUCUUUCUUCUUUUAUCCGUAAAUGCAUCUCAUCCGGUUACUUUGGUGAAGUGGUUAAGGCACCAGAAAUCGGGAGACCGUGAGUUCUAGUCCUGUUUUAGGCACAAAGCCUUAAAAACUGAGCCACCCAUUUUUUCUGAGCCCUGGGAAGGAGAAAGUGGCAAACCGGUUCCAAAAAACCUUGCCAACAAACCUGCCUAGCUUUGUCUAGUCACUGAGAAUCAGGAAAGGUUGACUUUUUUUUAAAAAAGCACCAUUUUUGUUCUUAUCAUUUUUGGGUGAACUUCCCCAUCUUCACCGUAGCCGAAUUGGGUUGUGUUAAAUUGCGAUGCCCUGGAAUUGUUCGCAUCUGGGCCUUUGCAGGUUUCUUUAGGAUGCAUGCACGCAAACAUGGUUGGGGGGGUUCAAAGCACUCCCUUAAAAGAUAGAAUGGCAGCAAGCAAGCACCCAGCCAGAUAAAUUAGGUUCCCCUUAAACCUGGUUUGUUUUUUCCCACUGUCGCGUAGCAGUUUUGUGAAAAGCCAACCUCUGAGUUGAACACUUGGUGUCAACCCAGAAAAGUGAUUCAUUGACAUAACUCGGUUAAGCCUGUUGCGGGUUUUGCAAGACCUCUUCUUCGUUGGCCAAAGAUGGUUUCCUGUCUCAGUUAGUUGCUCAAAUGCAGGCUUGGUUUAGCGGCUGCAAAGAGUGCAAGUCACUUUGUUCCUUUCUUCCUCCGUUGCUUGAAGCCAACACGAAGAAGCCAUCGUUCUUGAACGGCGUUUGGCCCAACCACAAAUAAACCCACAUUGUAUUAGCUAGCCAACCAAUGUAGACGUACUGUGUUUGUUGCAGGAAAAAUUAAGCACAGAAGCCCCCUUUGUUGUGAACAUCAAAUCUGGUUCGUCUCGUGAGCACAAUCGUUCUCAUAUUUCAUGGUAAUUCUGGUAUUUUCUGUCCACACGAUACCUCACCCCAUCCCACACGCCGGGAAUAAGGUUUGGAUAGGAUUCUCUCACCAUAAACUUCAUCUGAGUAUUGAGACGCCCGAUGUUUUAAGCAAGAAGAUAAUUUUAAGCCAUCCCUUGAAGGUCUUGGGUUUGAAAAGAGGAACUUUUGCAAGGCGUAAAGGGAUUGUAGUAUGGGUGUCUCUUAAAAAAAAAAAUUAUGUGGGUCCUGGCUGAAAAGA